AUGGCUGAUGGGAAACCCGCCAGCGGCGGCGGCAGCGGUAGCGAGACGAACAUUGCUGCGUGGCUGUAUGGGGUGGAAGAUGUUCGUUUGCUUCCUGCACCCACCCCCUCGGAACUGGGGCCUCACGACGUGCGGGUGCGGGUGAGAGCCGUGGGAAUAUGCGGCAGCGACGUGCAUUACUAUAAGCACAUGCGCAUCGCAGACUACGUAGUGAACUCCCCCAUGGUGCUAGGCCACGAGAGCGCAGGCACGGUGCUGCAAGUGGGCUCGGCAGUGACCCGCUGCAAGCCCGGGGACGCAGUGGCCAUGGAGCCGGGGCGCGGGUGCCUUGCUACAGCCGCCGCGUGUGCGCACUGCGCGGGGGGCGCUGGCCGCUACAACCUGUGCCGCGACAUGCAGUUCUUUGCCACGCCGCCCGUGCAUGGAUCGCUGGCCAAUGAGGUGAUCCACCCGGACUUCCUCUGCUUCCCCCUGCCGCCCUCCGUGUCUCUAGAGGAGGGCGCCAUGUGUGAGCCGCUCAGUGUCGCCAUACACGCCUGCCGCCGCGCCCUUGCCGCCGGCCCCGCCAUCCUCCCCCUCACACACCCCUCUCACUCCUCAGUCCCGCCUUCCUCCGCCCCCACCACUACCUCCUCCUCCUCCUCCUCCACUCCCUCCUCGCCAUUCUCCUCGGAGCCGUCACUUGCCGGGUUGCAUGUGGCAGUGGUGGGAGCGGGUCCCAUAGGCCUGCUCGUGGCCAUGACUGCCCGCGCUCUGGGUGCCGCUGCUGUUGCCGUUGCGGAUGUUAGCAGGGACCGGGUGGCGUUUGCGGAGGAGGUGUUGUUGGGUGGUGGAGAGGGCGAGGGAGGAGGGGAGCGGGAGAAGGGGUGUGGAAUACGAGUGCUGCAGAUGGAAGCGGGUGCAACGGCUGAAGCCAAUGCCGCCCGGCUUCUAGAAGCAUGCUCGGGCACCAUCCACGUCACCAUGGACUGUGUUGGCAUCACCGCCACCAUGCGCACGGCUCUCCAUGCCACGUCAGCAGGAGGACGCGUUGUGCUCAUAGGCAUGGGAGAAACCGAGCCUGAGAUGUCCCUACCUAUAGCUUCGGCCGUGGCUCUCCGGGAGGUUGACAUUGUGGGUGUGUUUCGUUACUGUCACACGUAUGACACAUGCGUUGCGCUGUUGCGGGACCGGCGCGUUAAUGUGAAGCCGCUUAUAACGCAUCGGUUUGGGUUCUCGCAAGGAGAGGUGGAGGAGGCGUUUAGAGUGAGUGCGGGAGGAGGGAAGGCGAUCAAGGUCAUGUUCAAUCUGUAG
Messenger RNA from Closterium sp. Naga37s-1, 1293 nucleotides. The record is from the annotation of a GenBank genome assembly. NCBI's taxonomy places the organism in Eukaryota, Viridiplantae, Streptophyta, Zygnematophyceae, Desmidiales, Closteriaceae.